Rotaria sp. Silwood2 is the source of this 1794-nucleotide messenger RNA. NCBI's taxonomy places the organism in Eukaryota, Metazoa, Rotifera, Eurotatoria, Philodinida, Philodinidae. The record is from the annotation of a GenBank genome assembly.
AUGACAGGAGGUGAUAAUGUGAAUGUUGCCAUAGCGGAUGCUAUUGGACCUGAUGGUGGUUGGGGAUGGAUGAUUGUUUUUUCAUCUUUCAUGAUUCAUUUCAUCAUGGAUGGUAUCACCUAUGCUAUGGCUGAAAUCUAUUUGGAACCAAUGCUAACAGCUCUGAAACUUGAUCGGGGUCACGUAUCGGCUAUAUUUUCGAAUCUUCCGGCUAUUACUCUGUUUUCAGGACCCAUAGCUACAGUAUUUACUAAUAUGUAUGGAUGUCGAAUAGUCACGAUAGUUGGUGCUUGUCUAGCUUCAUUAGGCUUCUUCUUAAGUCGAUGGUGGGAAAACAUUUAUUAUUACUAUAUAACGAUUGGUCUUAUGGGAGGAUUUGGAUUAAUCUAUGCACCUGCCAUUAUUUCUGUUGCAUAUUAUUUUGACCGAAAACGGUCAUUAGCUAUGGGUAUUGCCGUCUGUGCAUCAGGCUUUGGUACAGUUAUUUUUCCUCCGUUGAUGCAUUGGAUGAUCAAAACACUUUUUCGACGCGAAUACAAACCAGCUCUUCUAGUCGAAUCAGGUAUUAUCUUAACAUGUGUCAUAUUUGGUGCACUUAUGCUUCCUCUACCACAAGAAAAAGCUGAACGACGACGUGAAGAAAUAAAAACACGAAAACAAGCCAAGCGACAAGCAGCAAGUGUUACACAAAAUCUUGCCAACACAGAACUACAACAACAGGCACCAUUAUUGGCAGGUCGACAACUAGUAGACAGCGCACGUGCAGGAAAAACAAACACCGCUGUUUCAGCAUCAAGUAACGCAAAUCAACAGAAACCACCGGUUGCAUUACAGAGCAAACCUGAUGAUCCAACUCAAUCUGAUGACGAGAACGAGGAGGAAGAUGAACACCUAGCGUCUCGUGCUUCUCCUGCAGUAAUACGAAAAGAUGCUAUGUAUCAAGGCAGCCUUGAAAACAUACCAUUAUAUAAAGAAAAUAUUGAAGAAUAUCAUAGAAAGAUAAUCACUCCACUUGAAGUAACUGAUCAACCUGCUUCAAGUACUGCUGCUGCUACUAAUGUCGAUCAUAUAAAAGUUAAAGGCUUUUUUGGUGAACUAAAAGCUGAGGUUGGCAUAAAAUUUCUUGCCGAUGGUGCUUUCCUGCUUUUUACGAUAUCAAACUUUUUGACUAGUCUCGGAUUUAACGUUCCAUACAAUUUUGCUCAUGACCUUGCUAAAGAUGCUCACGUUGUCGAACAUCAAAGAGAAUAUGUUAUCAUGUCGAUUGGUCUAUCGAAUGCUAUAGGUCGAAUCAUCAUUGGUUAUUUAGGAGAUCAUAAAAAAAUCAAUCGACUUUACUUAUAUAAUUCAACUCUAAUAUUAGCUGGUAUUGCUACAAUACUCGCUCCAUAUUGCCGUUCAAACGUCAUUCCUCAUAUUGCUUAUGCUUCAGUUUUUGGUUUCUUUUCGGGUGGUUAUGUAGGUUUGACUUCGAUCAUCAUCACAGACCUUGUUGGAAUCCACAAUUUAUCAAGUGCAUUCGGUAUUAUUCUGCUUUUUCAAGGUAUAGCCGUUGCUAUAGGUACUCCAGUAACUGGAAUCAUGCGUGAUAGCUUUGCAAAACAUGCUCGUCCGUUUCUGUGGCCUUAUUUUACUUUUGGUAGUUUCAUAGUCUUGAGUGGCAUCAUUCUAUUUGGUAUUCCAACAUUGAAACGAAGACAACAGCGCUGUCGAAAACUAACUAAAACUGAGUUGGAUAUGGGUGUUGUCUCGUAUGCCGAUAAAAAUCCUUCAUCGCCUGAACAGCAAAAAUAA